Molecule: messenger RNA, 712 nt
Organism: Papaver somniferum (opium poppy)
Lineage: Eukaryota; Viridiplantae; Streptophyta; Magnoliopsida; Ranunculales; Papaveraceae
Exons: 1
Coding region: 98-610 (170 amino acids)
Source: RefSeq, a predicted model, not a curated record
AUUCAGAGCCAAGUAAAAACCUCCUACAUUCAACAAAGUUACAGAACAAAAACAACAUUCUCUAUCUCUCUCUGUGUCCAAUUUGAUCUGUUUAUAAAUGGCGGCUUCUAGGAUGAUGAUGUUGUCGCAACCGUCACUGGUGCUUCCGUCGUUACGGCGUCAAUGCCGUAAUAAUCCAAUAGGAUUUAGAAGAGGAAUGCAAAAUGUACCUCUCAAAGUGGUAGCAAUGGCAGAAGAAAGUAGUGCUGGUAAUGGGGUUGCUGAGAAAGUAGCUAUAGCUGGUGGAUUGAUUUCGAAUCCGGUAAUCGGAUGGUCUCUAUACACACUUAAGACAACAGGGUGUGGUUUACCACCUGGUCCAGGAGGAUCAAUAGGUGCGCUUGAAGGUGUAAGUUAUUUAGUUAUUGCUGGAAUUGUUGGUUGGUCUUUGUAUACAAAAUCUAAAACUGGUUCUGGUCUUCCGAACGGACCUUUUGGUUUGUUGGGUGCUGUUGAAGGCUUGUCUUACUUAGCUUUACUUGGAGUAAUAGUUGUGUUUGGUUUGCAAUUCUUGGAUCAGGGUUUCAUCCCUGGACCAGUUCCUGUUCCAGGUGACAAAUGCUUUGGGUGAAUUGAAUUCUCUUUUCUACAUUCUUAUUUGUCAUGAUAAAUCUCCUGUCUAAUAUUUUCUAUAUAACUGUAUAAUAAAGACUCAUAUCAAUGUUUUGCUUCA